GCUAUCGCCAGGGCAACAGCAGAGUUUAGCGAGCGGAAAUCUGCUGCUAGCAGAACAGCAACGGCGCUAAAUUAUUAACGAAACAUCUUUUACACCAAAUACUGUGUUAGUUUGUUGCCAUGAACGAAUCUGUAGCCAAAAAGACCCAGGAGACUCUGGGAAAAGUGAUCAAAAAGCCUCCUCUGACAGAAAAACUGCUCAGCAAACCGCCGUUUCGAUACCUGCAUGAUAUCUUCAGUGAGGUAAUACGUACCACAGGCUUUAUGAAAGGACUUUAUGGAGAGGCAGAGAUGAAGUCAGAUAACGUGAAGGACAAAGACUCAAAAAUAGUGUUCCUUCAGAAGGCUAUCGAUGUGGUGAUGCUGGUUAGCGGAGAGCCCUUGGCUGCCAAACCUGCUCGAAUCGUAGCCGGACACGAACCAGAGAAGACCAACGAGCUGCUGCAGGUCAUUGCUAAGUGCUGUCUCAACAAGCUCUCCAGUGACGAGGCUGUUAAGCGGGUGUUAGCUGGAGACAAGCAGGAUCAGAAGGGGAAGCCCAGCACCUCCAGGUCCCAGGACAAGGAGAACAGAGAGGGGAGGGAGCACCAGCGAGACCGUGAGGAGAGGAAGGGCAUUAAAGAAAGCAGUGGGAGCCGAGAGCAGAAAGAUCCAGAUCAACCCAAAGAUCAAGAGAGCAAGAAAGACGACAAGGACCGCCGCAGAGAUGCCGAGAGGUCUGACAAGGGAAAAAGCGAAAGAGAUCGGACAAAAGACAGAGACAAGGACAAGAGCCGAGAUCGGGAGAAAGACAAGACCAGAGAGAAGGAACGUGAAAAGGAUAAGGACCGCAACAGGGACAAGGAGAGAGAACGAGAUAAAGAGAGGGAUAAGAAAAGGGAACGGGAAUCUCAUAAAGACAGAGAACGAGAUAAGGAGAGAGAUCGUGAGCGUGAGAAACGACGGGAGAGAGAAAAAGAAAAAGUACGACACCAAAAGACUGACGAGAAGCUAAAGGACAGAGGCGAUAGAAAGAUCAAGGCAGCAGAGGAGAUCAGCAAGCCAAAGCCUCACCCAGAGGUUGUGAAUAAAACACAUGAAGCUGAAGCAGAUGAGGCCGAGGGCGGUGAACUGGAGCCUACAGAUCUCUCUGAAAUCCAGGCUGAGAGUCCUUCCCGCAUUCCAAGGCCCUCAUCAGCUAAAGGACAGCGGCGGUGGCCCAAAACAGGAGGUCAAGAUGAGACUGACAGUGAAGGAGAAGGGGAAGCCCCUUCAGCAGAGAAAGCAGUCCUCAUUGAAAAUGGAGACACAAUAGAUUCUGUGCCACCGCAAACAACACACAGAAGAUUACCACGGCCUAGCAGCGCUCGACCGGCAGCUCCCCGUGUUAAACGACAGGAAAGCUAUGCUGAUGUGACCCCAGCAGAGAGGCUGGGCAGUGGCAAGACCCCUGCCACUGUCAUUUUGGAUGGCAAGAAGCUCUCUGAAGAUGAGGAUGAUGAAGAUGGCCAGUUUGUGGUGGAAGAGGCAGCUGUGCCUCCUCCUGACAUACCUGAAAUUGAGCGUAAUUCACUUGAACUGCAAGGAGAUGACAAACACGGUGGACUUGUGAAAAAAAUCCUAGAGACAAAGAAAGACUAUGAAUCAUCUCCAUCCACAAAAUCAAAAGAACAGGAUCGGUCGCUGGUGUCGGAGGCGUCUCGUAGGAAGGAACGUGAAUUGGUGGCGAAGGAGAUCGAGCGCCUGCGGUCAUCCAUACAGACGGUGUGUCGCAGCGCUCUGCCUCUGGGCAAGAUCAUGGACUACAUUCAGGAGGAUAUGGACUCCAUGCAGAACGAACUGCAGACCUGGCGCAAAGAGAACAAGGAGAACGCACAGGCUCUGCUACAGGAACAAAGAAUCACAGACAGCGUUGUGGAACCUCUCAAGGCUGAGCUCACUGAACUGGAGCAGUUAAUCAAAGACCAGCAGGACAAGAUCUGCGCAGUCAAGUCCAACAUCCUGAAGAACGAGGAGAAGAUCCAGAAGAUGGUGUCCAGUAUUAGCUUCUCCUCGCAAACGUGAAUACCAGCACACCCCAAAAGAAACCUGAAGCACUGAGCGGCAGGGAGAGCUCCUGUUUAAUAGACCUGAUGUCUUUGAGCAGCACUGGAGGGAGUUCAGAAGGUGCAGGUACAGUCAGGAGUCACUCUCCUCAAACCCCCUUCAUGUAAGGUGCCUUCUGUAAGACUUAGGAUCUGUUUGCGCUGGUCCGUUGGGAUUCUCAAACACACUCAUACGCCGCGGUAGAUUUGCACUCGUCACUUGCUUGGAAGAUAAAUGUGUGUGGUCACCAUACUGAUGUGUCCUGUAUUUUUUAAAUAGGACUUAAACUGAUUUCAACGUCCUCUUAGGAAAAUUGACUGACUUUAUUUUUUAUUUUGCUUUUUUCCAUUCAGACUGACAGGUGUUUUUGUUGACAUUGGCAAUAUGUCAUAUAUGUGUAUAUAUAAUUAUUUAUAUAUGUAUGUAUAUGUGUGCAUAGAAAACUAUGGAACUUGUUUCUGCCAUUUUUUAUUUCUGGGAUUAAAUAAUAAAAAGGAAAUUAUGACUUUUUAUCUCACAGUUUAGACUUUUUUAAACAAAUUUUGAGAAGUCAGAAUGUAAAAUGUAAACUUGCAAUUGCAAGAAAAAAGUCAGAAUUGUGCGAUAAAGUCACAAUUUUCUUUAUUUAGUGCAGGUGCAAAAAAAAUUAUAAUUCAGGUAAAAAGUCAGAAUUCUGAGAUGUAAACUCGGAAUAGCGAGAAAGAAAUUCAGCAUUCUAAGUUUUUAUCUCACGAUUAUCAAAAUUGUGAGGGAAAGUCUAAGGUGUGAGAUUAAAAAGUCACAUUUUUUAUUUAUUUAUUUAUGCUAUGGCAAAAACAAGCUUUUAUAGAAAUAUACUAUGAUACACACUACCAGUCAAAAGUUUUUGAACAGUAAGAUUUUUAAUGUUUUAAAGAAGUCUUUUCUGCUCACCAAGCCUGCAUUUAUUUGAUUCAAAGUAGAGCAAAAACAGUACAAUUUGAAAUAUUUUUUACUAUUUAAAAUAUCUGUUUUCUAUUUGAAUAUGUUUUAAAAUUUUUAAAAUAAAAGUUUUAGUAUCAGUACUUCAGUCACAUGAUCCUUCAGAAAUCAUUCUAAUAUUCUGAUUUGCUGCUCAAAAACAUUUAUUAUUAUUAUUAUUAUUAUUAUUAUGUUGAAAACAGCUGAGUAGAAUUUUUUCAGGUUUCUUUGAUGAAUAGAAAGUUCAGAAGAACAGCAUUUAUCUGAAAUAUAAAUCUUUUGUAACAUUAUAAAUGUUUAUCAUCACUUUUGAUCAAUUUAAAGCAUCCUUGCUAAUUAAAAGUAUUAAUUUCUAUAAUUUCUUUCCAAAAAAAAAAAAAACUAAUUAUACUGACUCUAUAUUUCAGAUAAAUAUUGAUCUUUGGAUUCAUCAAACAAUCCUGAAAAAAAUGUACUCAACUGUUUUAAAUAUUGAUGAUGAUGAUAAUAAUAAUAAUAAUAAUAAUAAUAAUGAAAAAUGUUUCUUGAACAACAAAUCAGCAUAUUAUAAUGAUUUCUGAAGGAUCAUGUGACACUGAAGACUGGAGUAAUGAUGCUGAAAAUGUAGCUGAAAAUGUAGGAAUAAAUUACAUUUUAAAAUAUAUUCAAAUAGAAAGCAAUUAUUUUAAAUAAUAAAAAUAUUUCCAAAUGUUACUGUUUUCGCUGUACUUUGGAUCAAAUAAAUACAGGCUU
This is a messenger RNA of Labeo rohita (rohu), 3734 nucleotides long. RefSeq names its product TNF receptor-associated factor 3 interacting protein 1 (gene ift54). Bases 120 to 2042 code for a protein of 640 amino acids. The record is from RefSeq and is a predicted model, not a curated record. Lineage: Eukaryota; Metazoa; Chordata; Actinopteri; Cypriniformes; Cyprinidae. Gene Ontology annotation, cellular component: centrosome; ciliary basal body; axoneme. The transcript has 17 exons. Gene Ontology annotation, molecular function: microtubule binding. Gene Ontology annotation, biological process: intraciliary transport; regulation of microtubule cytoskeleton organization; cilium assembly.